UUUCAGGUGAGAGGGGUAAUAUUACAAUGGAAACUAUAAUAGUUCUUAUAGUUGUCUCAUCAGUUGCUGCUAUUGUUCAAUCAGAAUAUUAUGCUAAUUACAACGAUCGAUUGGCACGAGAUUUUAUGCAUUUUGGAAAACGUUCAGCAAAUUUAGUACCGCAGUUCGAUCCAUAUAUUGCUUAUUUUAAAAGAGGCGAGUUUUCGAGAGAUUUCAUGAAUUUUGGAAAACGUUCAACUGGUGAUGGCAAUUUGUCUGAUAUGAUGCUAAAAAUUGGUCACACUCCAGAAUUACUUCACAAGAAAAGCAACAGUUUUGACAGGGAAUUUAUGAAUUUCGGUAAACGGAUGAUGCCACUUGAACGGAGUCUAAUGACUUCAAAUAAAAAAGGCGGCAUUGAUGCAUUCAAUCGCGAGUUUCUCAGUUUCGGUAAAAGGAUUGCUGUUAUUUAA
Messenger RNA from Loa loa (African eye worm), 452 nucleotides. RefSeq names its product AF17 C protein. NCBI's taxonomy places the organism in Eukaryota, Metazoa, Nematoda, Chromadorea, Rhabditida, Onchocercidae. Bases 27 to 452 code for a protein of 141 amino acids. The record is from RefSeq and is a predicted model, not a curated record. The transcript is spliced from 4 exons.